GUGGCGAGACGAUCGUCGACAGUGCCGCGCGCGCAUCGACAUCGAGUCAGUAAAUUAAAUACAAGAAAUUCCAAAGCGACAAAUAUACAUUUACUGCGCACAAACAAAAAAGCAAACAAGACAUUAAUAAUCGCCGAAGGAUUUUAUUUAUCUAAAAUAUUAUCAGAAAUUCUUGGAGUUCAGUUGAAAAGUUAAUCAAAAUACCUACAAAAGUGUGUGAACAGAGCCGACAAGCGAAAAUAAAUACAUUUAAAGCCGCUUUAGGUGCCAUUUAAGUAAAUAAGCGAUAAAUAACAAGCACAGAAACUAGGCCAAAAGCGGCACCCACCCACACCAGGCAGAAAAUCACACACACGCCACAGAGCACACCAGCCACCGGCACACCAAAACAACACUCACUUGCUGUACGCUUUGCUUGCGAGUAGCUCCUCCACAUCUCCGGCUUUAUCGAUAUUGAAUGAGCCCCAUGAGUGGUCUACGUCAUCAGCUGAAGAUGCUGGGCACAGCACUGCUGGGCAAGCGAGCCACCAAGGCUGUCAAAAAGAAACCUUUUACAGAGGUGGAAAUUACAGAUCUACGCACAGCAUUCGAUUUAUUAGACAGGAAUCGUGACGGACGCGUGACGGCCAACGAGCUGCAGUUUAUGCUCAAGAAUCUGGGCAUAAAUGUGCGUGAUGAAAUCAUACACGAUCUCAUACGUGAGGCGAGCCAUUCAGGAAAUGGCUUAAUCAACGAGGCCGAGUUCCUGCAAUGGGUGGGCAGAAUUCAGGCGCUGCGCGACGACCAGCAGCAGCACGAUGCGAAUCCCAGCAACAGCAAGCCCCUGGACGAGGCCGAUGAUGUCACCGAGGAUUUGAUAGCAGCAUUUAGAGUAUUCGAUCGGGAUGGGAAUGGAUUCAUAACGCGCGACGAACUGCAGACCGCCAUGGAAAUGAUUGGCGAGCCUUUGAAUGAGCAGCAGCUGGAGCAGCUGCUGGCCAUUGCCGAUUUGGAUCAGGAUGGUCGCAUCAAUUACGAGGAAUUUACGAGACUUUUGCUGUAAGCAAUUUCAGCCCACGAAUGGAGGCAUGGUCAGCAACAACAAACAAAAACUUAGAAAUGGAAAACAAUGGGAAAAGGUUAACCAUUUAACAUAUAGGCAUAUACACAAGUGUUAAGCUAUUGUGGAUUAUACUCAGACAAGCGGAAAACUAUUACUAUGAGAAAGAAUGCAAACAAAAAAUUACUUAAUAUUUUAUACAAAAAACUAAAUGAAGAAUUAUAUUUACAUACAAAAAGGCGUGGGAGAAAGUGCAAGGCAGGCCCAUACACACACAAACACACCAACCCAACACACACACACACACAACAUAAAUUAGUUUGGAAAGUUUUUUCGAUUGUAAAAAGUAAUAAUAUUCAUUUAAGUUAAUGAAGCAGGAAAACCACCAAGAAUAAAGUGGAAAACUUUGUAGAUUUAUUUUUGUAAGUUUUGUCAAAAAAUGAUUUAUAAAUAAUACACACAAGAACACACAAAACACACACCACACACAUUAAAAAAAACAAAACGAAAGAAAAAACAGAACAUAAAUAUUCAUAUUCGGAUAAGUCUGAGAGCGUGAGUGAUAUUGUGUUUAGGGUGAUGGAUGCAUCAGCAAGGGGCAUGCAUACAUAAUAAUAAAAUUUAAAAUUUA
Drosophila guanche is the source of this 1670-nucleotide messenger RNA. It is a transcript of the gene Eip63F-1, whose product is annotated as calcium-binding protein E63-1. Lineage: Eukaryota; Metazoa; Arthropoda; Insecta; Diptera; Drosophilidae. The transcript has 7 exons. The record is from RefSeq and is a predicted model, not a curated record. Gene Ontology annotation, molecular function: enzyme regulator activity; calcium ion binding. The coding region runs from base 458 to 1042 and encodes 194 amino acids.